Diachasmimorpha longicaudata is the source of this 2227-nucleotide messenger RNA. RefSeq lists its product as uncharacterized. Lineage: Eukaryota; Metazoa; Arthropoda; Insecta; Hymenoptera; Braconidae. The transcript has 4 exons. The coding region runs from base 307 to 750 and encodes 147 amino acids. The record is from RefSeq and is a predicted model, not a curated record.
UGAAAUUACGCAUGCGCGAAGAAGGGAGGGGGUAGACUUCGGGUUAUACCCGAUGUUAAAACUUAUGCUGACUUUAGUAUAGCUUUUGUAAUGAAAAGACAAUCACAAAUGUUAGUGGCUUGCAGAGAGUCACUUUUUUUUCAUCGGUAUCGAUACACGUGAACUCUCCCCAGGAAAUAUUCCCGCUUCGCAAUUUUGAAGGUUGACAUUUCCCUGCGCAUCGCUCCUGCCAUGGGAAUUGAAAUGCUCACUAUUUGGAUUUUACCUAUUAAAUUGCAUACCAUGGAGUGAACUCUAGAGUCAAUUAUGAAAAUUAUCGAACUUAUUGUCGUGACUGGGAAGUUGCUCGGAUUAAUAACCAUCACAGGAUUUCUGACAGUCAUAGCCCUCAUAUCGUGGCUGUUGGAGUUUUUCCUUCUUGUUGUUCCACCCAUAGGUUUACUUCUAGUACAAAAAAGCCGGAUAUCAAUCAGCUCUUCCAUCGCAUGGUGUGGUCAGAUGACGUGUCGGCUUCUGAGUAGAAUAUCAUCGAUGUGCCCGAGUGAAUCGAGACUGGUGAUUGCUAGUAGCUGCACCAUCGAAUUUCCAUCAAACUCACCAUCUUAUAAUCACAAAAUUGGAAUUGGUGUUGUGCCAGUUUCGGUGCCUUAUACAAUGAGGAAUAUCGACACUGAACAUCUUGAGGAAUUUCAUGGAAACGAUAAUGAGGAAAUACUUGGGGAACAGGGGACUGAAGAGAAUCAAAUAUAAAUGGUAUCUAGAAUGACUCCUGCCGGCGUAAUAGAGAGGCAAAUAUUUCAUCAGAUGUCAUUUUUUUCUUUUUAAAUUAUGAUGACGAAAUAAAAUUGUGACAUUGCCAAUGGGGAUUGCGCUUUGAAGGGGAUAGAUGCGAACAGUGGUACAGUUAUGGCUUUAAAUACUGCCUACUGGGAAGACUUCAAUUGAGCAAUUGAGAAAUCCUAAAAAUACGUUUUUUCACCAACUUUCGUUAAAGGUUUUUUAAAACAUUUUGUAAGUUUCCUGUCCCAGUCUGAAUUACACCGGUAGGUCGAAAUCGAAAUUCCUUGUUAAAAAUGAAAUCAGAUGCUAAUUUUAUUCAUGUUGAUUCAUCUAAAGAGAAGCCCUGUCAGAAAGAUUAACGAGAAUGAAAUAUCACUAGUCACAAAAACCAAUUUCUCGAGGAAUGUCUACUUGAAACUCAUUUCAUGUGCUCCACGCACAACAAUGUUUUGAAUUUGUAGGGAAGCCGAUGCUUCCCAACUGUCGUGUAAUACACCAAGUUUUGAAUUUACCAGUCAACUCACUUGGGAAUACUUCGAAGGAUAUUCGUUAAUAGAACUACACUCAAGUUUAUAAUGACCUUCCAGCGUACACAAAAACAAACCAAGAAUAUAGAUGCACCACAAGAUGAUUUUCACGUUGACCUAGUGAUUGCACUGUUCGGAUGAUACAGUUCUCGUUAUAGGUAACCAAAUAUGUAUAUUUUUUAAAAUUGUGGAUCUUGAAAUGAAUUUAAAAAAUGUCUUCUCAAAAUUACCAAUAGAGGAAUAUUUUAUACUGUCAGGUUCUUCCUCUCAGUGUAAGAAACCACACUCAUUUGACUCUUAUAACACCAUAUGAGAAUAUAUUUUUUUUCCUAGCAGAUUUAAUUUUCAUGUUGAACACCUCGUGAAGAUAAGUCCAAGAAGUACCCGAGGUUGUGGUAGCCACGAACGAUUUUCCUUCAAAAGAUUCAGAGGGCUUUUACAUCACACAGAGAAAACACAAUUAUUCGUCCCGCUCAUUAUAAGAGACAAUGGAAUCUGUUGGUUGGGGAAACUAUGUCUACUAUGCAAUCUUUAGAUCCCCACCAGUACCAAACAAAGGAAACUGACGCACCAUUCUCCCACAUACUUUGUUGGGGUGAAUUUCAUUUCGCUGUUAUGCACCCUGUAUUUAACUACAUUCCGUGGUUAUUCAAAGCACCUUUUUGCUUAAAUUAGUUGAGUAGGUCAAUGAAAUGUUGUGGGAUAUUAAGGAAGAUUGCAUUCUGAUCCGAAAAUCCUCCAGCAGAUCAAGUUUUUCUCGGGAUUGUAAAUUUUACACGCUGAAAAAAUUUUCAUAGUGUAUUCUGUCCAUCUGGAAUAGCUCGUCCUUCUCUGAUUCCGAUCUAUAACAGUACAAACGCAUAAAUUAAGUUAGUGUCUUAAAACAUGUGUAUAUGAAAAUAUACUUAUAUUUUGCUCAU